Cuscuta europaea is the source of this 6501-nucleotide messenger RNA. Lineage: Eukaryota; Viridiplantae; Streptophyta; Magnoliopsida; Solanales; Convolvulaceae. The record is from the annotation of a GenBank genome assembly.
AUAGACUCAAUGGAAAACAAAAAGUCCAAGUUAGUGAACGUGUUUCGGCGGUUUUUCAAAAGAAACUCCCAAAGAAAUACAAUGAUCCAGGCAUGUUCACUAUACUUUGUAAAUUGGGAGGUACUACGUUUUCAAAGGCCAUGCUAGAUUUAGGAGCGUCAAUUAAUGUCAUUCCUUACUCUCUAUACAAAUCACUUGAGCUUGACCCUCUAAAUGAAACCGGAGUAGUCAUUCAACUUGCGGAUAGAUCAAAUGCUUAUCCUAAAGGUAUUGUCGAAGACUUACUAGUUAUGGUUGACAAUUUGAUCUUUCCCGCCGACUUUUAUGUUUUGGAAAUGGAGAAUGAUAAGAAUUCGGUGCCUAUCCUUUUAGGGAGACCAUUUUUAAAAACCGCUAGAGCAAAGAUUGAUGACUUUAACAGAUCUUUAACAAUGGAAUUUGAUGGAGAUAAGGUUGAGUUCAACAUUUAUGACUCCAUGAAAUACCCAAAUGAAAAUCAUUCUUUGUUUGCCAUUGAUGUUAUUGAUCCUCUUGUACAAAACACGUUUGAAAUAAAUGGAGAGGAUGAACUGUUGAGCAUAAUUGAGAACGAUUUGGGGGUAAACUCUUUAGAACUUGCCUUGACCCCCAACACACAAGCCAUGAUGGUGGAAUUGGAUAACCAUUUCCAACUUCCACUUAUGCCACCGGGGUCAAGAGCAUUUCCACUAACCAUCCCCGAAGAGAAGCCUUUGCCUUCUAUUUUGCAGGCCCCCGAAGUGGAAAUGAAGUCACUCCCAAAACACUUGAAAUAUGUGUUCUUGGGAGAAAAACAAACCUUGCCGGUCAUAAUCUCAAACAAACUGACCGGAGAUCAAGAAGGCAAGUUGAUAGCGGUGCUCAAGGAGCACAAACUAGCAAUUGGAUGGACUAUAGCCGACAUCAAAGGCAUUAGUCCAUCUACAUGCAUGCACCGCAUCUUGAUGGAGGAUGAAGCUAAGCCGGUGUGACAGCCGCAAAGAAGAUUAAACCCACCGAUGAUGGAGGUGGUCAAAAAGGAAGUCAUCAAGCUACUUCAAAUGGGGAUAAUCUUCCCCAUUUCCGAUUCAAAGUGGGUUAGUCCAACCCAAGUUGUUCCCAAGAAGACCGGAGUCACGGUGGUGGAGAACAAAGAUGGAGAACUUAUACCCACCCGAAUUCAAAACGGAUGGAGGGUAUGCAUAGAUUACCGUCGACUCAAUGCGGUAACUAGAAAGGAUUUCUUUCCUUUGCCCUUCAUUGACCAAAUGCUUGAGAGACUUGCCGGGCAUAAGUUCUAUUGUUUUCUUGAUGGCUACUCCGGGUAUUUUCAAGUGUCUAUAUCCCCUGAAGAUCAAGAGAAGACCACCUUCACUUGUCCAUUUGGCACCUUUGCAUACCGACGCAUGCCAUUUGGACUAUGCAAUGCCCCGGCCACGUUUCAAAGAUGCAUGAUGAGCAUAUUCUCCGAGUAUGUUGAACUGUUUAUGGAAGUUUUUAUGGAUGAUUUUACAAUCCAUGGAGACUCAUUUGAUUCAUGCUUACUCCAUCUAUCUCUUGUUUUGAAAAGUUGUUUAGAAUCAAAUCUUGUUCUAAACUCUGAAAAAUGCCACUUUAUGGUGGAGGAAGGAAUUGUUUUAGGCCAUGUGAUCUCAUCCAAAGGGAUAGAGGUAGAUAAGGCCAAAGUUGAAGUUAUCCAAUCACUCCCUUAUCCUACUACCGUUAGGGAGAUACGGUGAUUUCUUGGACAUGCAGGUUUCUAUCGGAGAUUCAUCAAAGACUUUUCAAGGAUUGCAUCUCCUUUGUGCAUACUUUUGCAAAAGGAGGUGGAGUUUAUCUUUUCCGAAGAAUGCAAGAAGGCCUUCAACACUUUGAAGGAGAUGCUAGUUACUGCCCCCAUCAUUCAAGCACCCGAUUGGUCUCUUCCUUUUGAGAUCAUGUGUGACGCUAGCGAUUAUGCGGUAGGAGCCGUCUUGGGCCAAAAGGUUAGAAGGGCCUCUCAUGUGAUCUAUUAUGCAUCCACCACCCUCAAUGACGCCCAACGCAACUACGCCACCACCAAGAAAGAAAUGUUGGCCGUCGUCUAUGCACUUGAAAAAUUCAGGUCAUACUUACUUGGAACCAAUGUGAUCAUUUACACCGAUCACGCAUCUCUUAAGUUCUUGAUGAUGAAAAAGGAGGCCAAGCCAAGGCUAAUUCGAUGGAUACUCCUUCUAAGCGAGUUCGACGUCGAAAUCAAAGACAAGAAGGGCAUGGAAAACUUGGUGGCCGACCACUUGAGCCGACUCGUUCUUGAUGAAGGGAAUGAUCAUGCAAAGGACGAUAUCCGAGGGGAAUUUCCCGAUGAGACCCUUUUUUAUCUAAAGGAAAUUCGCCCUUGGUAUGCUCACAUUGUUAAUUUCCUUGUCCUAAACAGGUUCCCACCAAGCUUCUCCAAAUCUCAAAAAGAGAAACUCCAACAUGACGCCAAACAAUAUGUGUGGGAUGAACCUUAUCUUUGGAAGCAUUGCAAAGAUCAAGUCAUUAGAAGAUGCAUUCCUGAGAACGAGAUGGCCUCCAUCCUUGCAUUUUGCCAUUCACACGCUUGCGGAGGACACUUUGGAGACAAGCGAACAUCAAUGAAAGUACUUGAAUGCGGUUUUUGGUGGCCAAGUUUAUUUCGAGAUGCCCAUAUCUUUUGUCAAGCUCGUGACAACUGCCAACGCAUGGGAAACAUCUCUCGGAAACAUGAGAUGCCUCAAGUCCCGAUGCUCUAUGUGGAAAUCUUUGAUGUAUGGGGAAUAGAUUUCAUGGGACCUUUUCCGAACUCGCAUAGAAACUUAUAUAAUCUCUUGGCGGUGGACUACGUGUCAAAAUGGGUGGAAGAAAAAGCCACCAAGACCGAUGAUGCCAAAGUAGUGAUGGACUUCCUCAAAACCCGCAUCUUCUCAAGGUUUGGAGUUUUACGAAUUCUAAUCAGCGACAGGGCACUCACUUCUACAACAAAACUGUGAGUGCUUUGUUAAAGAAAUACGGCGUCACUCAUAAACUCUCCACCGCCUACCAUCCACAAACGAACGGCCAAGCCGAAGUCUCAAACAGGGAGCUGAAAUCUAUACUCCAAAAGACGGUGAAUCCUAACCACAAAGAUUGGAGUCUUCGCAUGGAUGACGCCUUAUGGGCAUAUAGGACCGCUUUCAAGACCCCAAUUGGCAUGUCACCUUAUAGACUCGUGUUCGGGAAGGCCUGUCAUCUCUCGGUUGUACUCAAACAUAAGUCCUAUUGGGCGGUGAAAACGCUGAAUCUCUACAUGGAACAAGCAGGGAUCCAAAGGAAGCUGCAACUACAAGAGCUAGAGGAGCUCCGACUUGAGUCCUAUGAGAACGCCGCCAUCUACAAGGAGAAGACGAAGGUAUGUCAUGAUAAAAUUAUAACAAGAAAGGACUUACAAAUUGGAGACAAAGUCCUUCUUUUUCUAUCACGCCUUCGUCUUUUCCCCGGCGAACUGAGAUCACGAUGGGAAGGACCAUUCGAGGUGGUCAAAGUCUACCCCCACGGAGCGGUUGAAAUAAAGAGCCUCGACACCGGCAAAAUCUUCAAGGUUAACGGACAUCAACUCAAACCGUUCCUUGAAGGUUUCCAAAAAGAAGGCGUUGAACGCAUGGAUCUCUUCGAUCCAAUCUAUGAAGAAUGAACACAACCAUGGCGUCGUGCCGCAACGUUAACUAAGGCGCUUCUUGGGAGGCAACCCAAUCAAGGUACGUGAUUUUUUUAUUUCCUUGUCAAAUUUCCAGUUUCUGUUUUGAGAGGGUGAGAGAGAGGGCACUAAUCACAUGUUUUGAAAAAAGGGAAAGUGCAGGUUUUGAAGUAUCUGGGGACAUACCCAAUCGAGUACCACUAUACACCCGGUCGGGUAUGGCUAAAAAAGGGGAACCGAAGCACUACUCGAUCGAAUGAGAGUAAAUUUUUCAAAAAUCCAUGUAUACCCGAUCGGGUAUAAAUACAUACCCGGUCGAGUAUACAUAGAAAGGCAAAGCUAAAAGGAACCUGCCCCGGACACUCGAUCAAGUACGGGGUCCAAAUAUUGCAAAAGGAAGAAUACUCGAUCGAGUAUCACUACACACCCGGUCGAGUAUGUUCAGAAGGAUGAAACCAAAUAGAACCUGCUCCCAACACUCGAUCGAAUACAGGGCUCAAAAUGUGAAAAAGAAACAUACUCGAUCGGGUAUGACUAUACACCCGAUCGGGUAUUGCUGGAAAUUCAAAAGCCCAAACAAGCUGUCUCUAGUACCCGAUCGGGUAUGGCAAGAUAUUCGGUCGAGUAUGGCUGGAAAACCGAAGUUUUGAACAAAUUGUCUUCCGUACCCGAUCGGGUAUCACACCAUACUCCAUCGGGUAUACCUGCGUUUUAACCCCAAAACAGCCCGAAUCACUUCAUCUUCCCCAAUUUCCCAACCCCAUUUUCGAACCCCUCCUUCCCAAAACUCCAUUUUAGAUCCUUCUCUCUACCAUAUCUCCUUCAUUUCUCCAUCAAAUCACCCCAUUCUUCCACCAAAAUACUCCCCUCACCUUCCUCCACACACCCAUACCCAUAAACCCAAUUUCCCCCCAAAUUUCCAAAGGUCCGAAAAACCCUACCCCCAAUUUCAAUUUUCGAAUUUUGAGCUUCCAAAUCUCCAAAAAUGGCACCAAGAAAGGACAAAGGGCAGAGCUCAAGGGAUAUGGAACCCAUCCCGGGGUAGGAGGACCUCAUUUUCGCCGACAACGAACACCGAGCUCGGUUCAUCACUACAAUUACAAGGCAAGUAAAAUCUUCCCGUUUCUUAUGCCAUGAUGCUCUCCGUGAACUAGGCAUUUAUAGUAGUACCAAGCAAUUCUUUCGUGAGUUGGACAUGAACCGCAUUUUCAAAAUGAAAUACAACUCUAAUGAAAGAAUUGUCUAUGAAUUCAUGAGAUCGGUGAAGUUUGAGAAUGAUGAGGUUGAUUUUAGAGAUGGCAAACUCACAUUUCGUUUGUUUAACCACACCUAUUCAAUAACGAAACAUGAGUUUGCCGAACAUUUUGGCAUCCCCGUCCCCUACGAAAAAGCCAUCUCCGACAACACCAUUUUCGGUCAUUCACUGUGGACCAAGAUGACCGGACAAGUGAACUUUAGCUCCUCCCAGUUGUAUAUUACUCAUGUCCAACACCCCGUCCUCCGAUUGUUCUUGAAGUUUUUAGCAAACUGUUUGCUUGGGCACCCCAAAAAUCACCACAUGAGGAUGGGGAUGUGUGCUUGAUGUCGGUGGCUCUAUUCCGCCGUCAUGUGGACUUUAACCUGUGCAAUCUCAUGUGGGCACAUUUAAAAAAAGAAAGCAGAACGAGGGGGGCAAUUGUUUUGGGUGGGGUGGUUAUGCACUUGGCAAGUAAGUUCGGGUAUAUGGAUAACUCUCUUAUACCCGAUUAUUGUUUGAUGGACAUGACAUGGUUAGGCCAUUCGGGAUGCACAACUUUCUCCCACACACUCUAUGGUGGUGAACAACCGAAGAACAUGUACAACUGGCUCAUACACCCCAAGCCUAUCAAACAUUUCCUCUUGCCUAGCCCAGACCUUCCCAAACUACUCUACAAAGUAGAGGUAGAGGUGCCCCAUUACCUAUUCCCACACGCCCUUCCACCACACCUCCAAGAACCGCAACAAGAGUCACUCCAAUACCAACCCGAGGAUGCACCUUAUGCCGAACCCCAUGAUAAUGAGGACAUGGACACAGACAUCCCCGAGCAGCACCAAAACCCUCCUCCACCCAACUAUUUCCAACAAAUCUUGGAGGGUCAACAACAACUACUUGCAGGGUUCAACCAAAUGAACCUUAACUACAUGGUUAUGGGAGAGCGGCUCAACCAAGUGCAGGAGGAGCAAAGGGCAGGUUUUCAACGGAUGGAGGAGCUCCGAGAAGCCAACAGGCAUCGAUAUGAAGAGGAUCAACGUAGGUUCUACGGACCUAUGUACUCUUACAUAGCCCAUCAAGGAUCCUUUCACACUAUGGCGAACCCCCUCCAUCACCCUCGUGGUAGGACCCCAUUCAUUGGGGUAACUUUGGAGGAUCUAGCUCCGGAGGUGGAAGGUAUGAUGGAGGAGAUCACGGGAAUGGCGACACCGGUGGCGGAUUUGAUAGCAGCUUUGGGGGCGGUUUCGGAGGCAGCUUCUAUCGCGGAGAAGGCGGGCACUAGGGACAGUGCUUGGACUAAGUGUGGGGGAGAGACUCCUCAUGGCACUCAUUUGAUCUCUCUGGAGAAUAAGAAGAUUCAAGAAGAAGAAGAAGAAGAAGAAGAAGAAGAAAAGAUGAGCACUAGAAGACCAUAAAACCCAAGAUGAUAUUUGUAAUUUGAGCUUAAAAACUCAUGUUUUAUCCUUGGUGGUCUUUGUGUUUUUAUCUUGUUAAAAUUGUUGAAAUUGUGAAAGACUUGACACUUGUGAACAUUUAACUUUACUCGAGGACGAGUAAAGAAACUAAGUAUGGGGGAGUUGAUAAUCAUGUAAUUUCC